AUGUCCACUCUGGCAGCGGGUGUCCCCUUCGACUUCACCUUCCCACCAUGCGAUCCCACUACCCCUCCGAGUUUCACCUUUGAUCCGUCUCUCCUUGAGAUCCCGUACAACCUUGGCCACGCUCGUUCCCACUCGCAUGGAUCCGUCUACUCCUUCGAGUCGUCGCCCUCUAACUCGAUCACCGCCCCCAGCACCCGUCGGACCACUCCGGCGCGGUCUCCCAUCCGGACUCAUGGGCCGUUGCUCCUCCCCAAGAUCCGCAGCCAAGACCAGACGAUCAUCCCCUCCGCCAUUGCUCCCCGGGGAACGAAGCGUGCCAGGACCUCUCCGGCGCCGGAUCGUCCGAACAAGAGUGCCUACCGCCCGACGCACACUCGUAGCCACACCAACCCGGAGACCAUCUCAUACUCGACUGCUCUCUCGUUCGCCGAGGACAGCAAUCCGGCGCCUUUGCUCUGCUCCCCCGUCAGCUUCGCCCCUGAAUCAUCCGUGAUGCACUCCCGCCGGGCAUCCUCAUGUAGCCUUGACAACGUCACCGUUGACAACUACUUCCCGGCUUACCAAAUGCCCGCCUACGUGCCGGCCCGGGCCAGCAGUAGCCCCACUCCUCCGCCGCAUCCCCAAGCCCUGCCCCAGCCGGAGCCGUUCCUCUACCAGCAGUUUGUGCCGCGUGCUACUUCGCCAUUGGCCGCCGCCGCCCCGAUCAUGCCUGAGGCCGCCCCGACCACAACCCUCUAUUCCUACCUGACCUCGCCCAACCCCGCCCCGUCACUCGUCCGCAGCCUCUCCUUCCCGCUCCGCGACCCCCACACCAAGCACUUCUGGUGGGACGUCCGGCAGGUCCGCCCCUGGACCAACUUCACCGCCGCCUCCAUCCUCUCCUUCCCCGGCGCCUCCGCCUGCCUCUCGACACCCAUCUCUCCCGCUCUCCUCCCGAUCCCUACCACCACCCAGCGGCACCCAGAAACCGAAUCGGCCCUGCACGCCAUAUACGCAGCACACUACCUCCCCAAGCUUAACGCCGCCCUGGCCCUCUGCUCCCAGCGCCCACUCAAGCUGACCGUCCCGCCCAAGACCACGACGUCAUCGUCAGCCAGCCUGGGCAUGGCCACCGACUGCAUGUUCGUCGCCAACGCGGCGGGCGAGUCAUCCUCGGCGGCCGCCAUCUUCGGCGGCAAGCCGUCGGCGCGCGUCGUCGGGCUCGUCAAGAGCUUCGACCGCUUCAACACGGGCAUGCGCGUCGAGGGCAACAUCAAGCGCGUCGAGUAUCUCCGCGGGUUGGCGCACCUGCACCACGCCAUGCGCGAGCACGGGUGCCGGUACGGGUUUAUCCUAACCGAGAUCGAGCUGGUGUUUGUGCGGAACGGGACCGAGGGCACGCCGCAUUUCGGGUUCCUCGAGGUCGGGUCUGUGCAGCUCGCUGCUGCCGCCUCUCAUGACGAUGAUGAGAGUGAUGGGGGUGUGGUCGAGCCCGAGCAGGCGCAAAUGACGGCGUGUCUGGCGCUGUGGGGGCUGUGCAUGCUCGCGGGCGACGAGUCCAUGCCCGGGAACGCGCACUGGAAGGCCGAAAUUGGCGCGCCCGCCGACGGGACGCGGCGCAAGGCGCUGCCUAGGGACGCGUGGAUGCCGCAGCCGCAGCUGGCUGAGAAGAGGGAGGCCAAGAGGGCGAGGGGGUGGAUCCUGCCGGAGUGUCCUGUCGGGCGCAAGGAGGUGGGCAAGAGGGGGGUUAAGUAUGGCGCUUGUUGA
Parathielavia appendiculata is the source of this 1746-nucleotide messenger RNA. RefSeq lists its product as uncharacterized. The coding region runs from base 1 to 1746 and encodes 581 amino acids. The record is from RefSeq and is a predicted model, not a curated record. The transcript has 2 exons. NCBI's taxonomy places the organism in Eukaryota, Fungi, Ascomycota, Sordariomycetes, Sordariales, Chaetomiaceae.